This is a messenger RNA of Hibiscus syriacus, 1152 nucleotides long. Its product is annotated as pathogenesis-related thaumatin-like protein 3.5. The transcript is spliced from 3 exons. Gene Ontology annotation, cellular component: extracellular region. Bases 122 to 1051 code for a protein of 309 amino acids. Gene Ontology annotation, biological process: defense response. NCBI's taxonomy places the organism in Eukaryota, Viridiplantae, Streptophyta, Magnoliopsida, Malvales, Malvaceae. The record is from RefSeq and is a predicted model, not a curated record.
GCAGAACUCACACUUCCCCAACCACCAUCUCCAAAGAAGAAGAAAAGUGCUGGAUUUUGGCCAUCCCCCAAGCUUACUCUUCUUCUUUCGCAUUAUAGAGAGAGCUCUUCUCGCAAACUUCAUGGCCCAGCUUACAUUUUUUGUUUCCAUUUGUGUUCUUAUUCUAUCACAUUCAUUCAUAUCAGGAUUGCAAGCAACAACUUUUACCAUAGUAAACAAAUGCGAGUAUGUUGUAUGGCCUGGAAUUCUCACAAACGCAGGUGUUCCAUCACUUCCCACGACAGGUUUCACUCUCCAAAGAGGUGAAACCAAGACCAUCACCGCACCGACAUCAUGGGGUGGUCGUUUCUGGGGCAGAACCCAUUGCUCCCAAGAUUCCACCGGUAAAUUUUCAUGUUUGACCGGGGAUUGUGGCUCCGACAAGCUCGAAUGCUCAGGAAAUGGCGCUGCUCCACCUGCCACUUUGGCUGAAUUUACUUUAGAUGGUGCUGGUGGUCUCGAUUUUUUUGAUGUGAGUUUGGUGGAUGGUUACAACAUCCCUAUGUUGGUAGUUCCUCGGGGUGGCACAGGGCCGAAUUGUACCUACACGGGCUGCCCCGUGGAUAUGAAUGACUCGUGUCCUUCAGAUCUCAAGGUGAUGAGCACAGACGGCGGAGGUGGAGUCGCUUGCAAGAGCGCUUGCGAGGCCUUCGGUCAGCCUCAGUACUGUUGCAGCGGCGCGUAUGCAACACCUGAUACUUGCCAGCCUUCUUCGUACUCAAAGGUCUUUAAGACGGCUUGCCCACUCGCCUACAGCUACGCCUACGAUGAUAAAACCAGUACCUUCACAUGUGCCAAUGCUGAUUACACAAUUACCUUUUGCCCUUCGCCUAACACCAGCCAGAAAUCAUCAAAAGGGCAGAACGAGGAACCAACGUCUCCUCUUGAAAACAGCACAAUGGAAUACGAAGGUGCCUUGGACGAAAGUGCAGCAUCGCGGUCCUCGUGCACCAACGUUAUUAUCGGCAUCGCAAUGGUUAUGGCGUUUUGGUGGUCAUGGCAACUCUUCUAAUUUGUCCACCGACUUCAUUUGUAGGAUAGCAUAUAUACCAUAUAGGACCGUAAACUUAGGAAAUAGAUUUUAGCAAUGAGAACCGCAUCAAAAUUUGGGCC